Gadus morhua (Atlantic cod) is the source of this 3437-nucleotide messenger RNA. Its product is annotated as nuclear receptor subfamily 1 group D member 2. Gene Ontology annotation, molecular function: zinc ion binding; RNA polymerase II cis-regulatory region sequence-specific DNA binding; nuclear receptor activity. The transcript is spliced from 8 exons. The coding region runs from base 319 to 2166 and encodes 615 amino acids. Lineage: Eukaryota; Metazoa; Chordata; Actinopteri; Gadiformes; Gadidae. Gene Ontology annotation, biological process: negative regulation of transcription by RNA polymerase II; positive regulation of transcription by RNA polymerase II; cell differentiation. The record is from RefSeq and is a predicted model, not a curated record.
ACCCUGCCAAGGGGAGUGGCCGAUAAAUGGAUCACAUGAAGUACACCAUUGAGAACAUUCAGUUCUCUUGUUAUCAGUCACUACUGGAAAGUCAAACAAUAAGGGAGUUUCUACUACGCAUCCACACCUAUAGUUCCCUAAAUACAACUCGAGAAUCUGCUACAGACUUGCUAUUUCAAAAUACAACUACGGCACGACGAUAAGCGGGUCGAUCUUUGAAACAACGCAAGUCUGCACCAGACUGUCAACUUGACAAACACUGGCGAAGACGUUAAUCUUGACAGCAGUGUUCAGCGAGCGUAUUGCUUCCUGUUGACAAUGCAGCAAUCCAAGGUGCCUGAAGAUAAUGGAGCAACCAAGCCAGGGGGUGUCAUAGCGUACAUCUCCUCGGGCUCCGCCUCCAGUCCUGAGUCUUGCAUGAGCGACAGCUCCAGCAGCAGCUACCUGUCCUGCUCUCUGACGAUGUCCCGCCCCUCACUGCCCAGCCGUGCCGUGGGCAUGCUGGUGGACAUUGGGCCAAUGACCAAAGCAGGCCAGCACCGCGGCCCUGUGGGUGAGAGGUCCAGACGCUCGUCAUCGUCCUCUUCCUCCUCCAAGAGGAGCAUCACCAAGAUCAACGGCUUGGUGCUGCUCUGCAAGGUGUGUGGCGAUGUGGCGUCUGGCUUCCAUUACGGCGUGCAUGCCUGCGAGGGCUGCAAGGGAUUCUUCCGCAGGAGCAUCCAGCACAACAUCCAGUACAAGAAGUGUCUGAAGUUGGAGAACUGCACCAUCAUGAGGAGCAACCGCAAUCGCUGCCAACAGUGCAGAUUCAAGAAGUGUCUGUCCGUAGGCAUGUCAAGAGAUGCUGUGCGCUUUGGUCGGAUCCCGAAGCGCGAGAAGCAGAGGAUGCUGCUGGAGAUGCAGAAUGCCAUGAACAACAUGAUGUGCGGCGGCAGCGGUGGCGUACUGCCUGGCCACCAGAGCACAACACCUCCUUUUAAGGCCAUGGCCCUCCACACCAGCAGCUUGCCUUCCUCAUCGUCAUCCUCUUCAUCCUGCUCCUCGUCCUCCUCAUCCUGCUCAAGUCGCUUCUCAGCCCGCUGCCCCCAGGGCACUGAGUCGGUGGUUGCCAUGGAGACCAACUCCAGCUCCGCUUCCUCUUGUGGCUCAGACAGCGGCGAGGACGAGACUGUCAACAUGGUAACGGCGUGGCCACAGGAAAGUUUCACCAACAGCAGGCAAGGGUCACCGGGGCUUGGGUUGCCCGGCCUGGUCGCUGUGGAGACCCCGGUGAGUGACAACCAUUUCGAAGUCGAGCAGACCAGAUGGAACUGUUGGAACAACAACAACAUCAAUGUCGCAUCAGAGGAAUACCAGCAACGUAACCAAGGCAACAGCCAGCGUGUCACCAACACAGCUUACAGGGAAGAGGGAGUUGACCACCAGCAGCAGCAGCUCAGCAGCGCCCCUGGUGGUGAAAGGUCAGAUGACGUCCACAGCCUUCCGCAAGACCAGCACACCUUUUGCGCCCCAAGCGUAUCCAAUGGCAACAGUGGACCAAUCAACAGCCUGCACAACAGAGCUCACUUGGUGUCGCCAACGAACGACUCGCCAAACGUGGAGCCCAGGGGGCCCAGCCAGGAAAUCUGGGAGGACUUCUCCAUGAGCUUUACUCCGGCUGUGCGCGAGGUGGUGGACUUCGCCAAGAGGAUCCUGGGCUUCCGCCAGCUCUCUGAACAGGACCAGGUCGGCCUGCUGAAGGCCGGCACCUUCGAGGUGCUAAUGGUUCGCUUCGCCUCUCUGUUCGACGUGGCCGAGCACACGGUCACCUUCCUGAGCGGGAGGCGCUACAGCCUGGGGGCCCUGGGAGCGCUGGGCGCCGGUGAGCUCCUCAACGCCAUGUGUGAGUUCAGCGAGAAGCUGGCGGCUCUCCGUCUGGACCGCGAUGAGAUGAGCCUGUUCACUGCCGUCGUGCUCGUCUCCGCCGACCGCUCUGGGAUCCAGGACCUGGACUCUGUGGAGGCCCUGCAGGAACACCUGAUCCAGGCCUUGCGGGACCUGGUGACGAGGAACCACGGGCACAACGGCGCCACCACCUUCACCAAGCUGCUGCUCAAGCUUCCAGAGCUGCGCUCGCUCAACAAUGUGCACUCGGAGGAGCUGCUCUCUUUCAAAGUGCACCCUUGAUGCCACCCGGGUCGGGCUUCGCCUUAGCUUACCCUCAAGGCCUGGUAUCGUCCCUUACCUGGGACGGUCCCCAGGCCCUUUCAAGAUACGGGCGCCAGUUUCAUCUCUUACCUUAUCUUACCCUAAGGACUGGGGUCCUUGCCCUGUCUUACCCUAAAGGAGAGAUUUUGAGAAGGACCAGUAUAGGGCAUGGAUGCUCUGUUCCCUGUGCACUUUUAAAUUAUGAUUAACAAAGCCACAACGACCAUGACUAUAUACAGAUGACCCGACCACCCCCCUCCCCCCCCCCACAGAUACUAACUCCUUCCCAUUCUCCCUUUCUAUUUGAACGAUUUGAUUGCUUUGUUUAUUUUGAGGACUAGACAAGAGGACUACGUUAGGAGAGAAUAUCAGAUGUACUGUAUUUAUGCAUUGAAAUGUUUAAUUUGCCGGUGACUUGUUGCAAACACAAGUAACCUAAUUUCAAUAUCAGAGCCAGGCUAAGGAUAAAGGGGUGCUAUGCUAGUUUUAGUCGGGCGGAGGGUGGACUUUAGGUGGCUUAAUGAAAUGAGAUUUAUGCGAAAGCCUUUACAAGUGUAUCGGCUCAAAACAAAUGUGUCAGUGAGACUUUUGCAUACCUUUUUAUGUAGAGAAUGUUUUGUUUAUAGUCAUUCAUUUUUACUUUAAUUGUGAUUCACAUUCACCAUGGAAAGCAAGCUAUCAGAAAACGUUUCAAAGGAUGUGUAAUGAUUGCUGCUAACUCAUUGCUUGCUAACCGCCAUACCCUCAUCAGGGUAAAGUAAUGUUACCACGGCAAAAACAAACAACAUUCAAUAUUCCAGCUUCUAGGUUUUAGCUUUCCAUUUGUUCAAAUGUUCUAUCCCAUAUUGCAUACAUGAAUCAAUUCUGGUGCAAGUCCAUCGCUGGGUAGGAUAGGAUGCUAAAGGUCUUAUAUGCUGAACUGCUGACUGCUAGGCUAACUCAAAAGCCCUACCAUGCUGCUAUAAGUGAAAAAACAUUGACUUUGUUAACGUGUCUAGGUUUCUUUAUCACGAGUCACAUUUGCUGACAAUUAUUUUAAGAAUUUAGGACUGGUAGGAACGAUUCUUGAACAUUUCACAUUAUUUGAAAUAAAUAGGUAUAUGUGUGUGUGUGAAAUGUAUACACAGAAAUGUGUAUCCAAGUAUGUUUCUCCCACAGGCAACACUGCAAUAUGUUUAUAGUUGUGCCAUUCAUGAACAUAAAUAUAUGAAUACAAUACUAUGAAAUAAAAUACAAAUGAAGUCAUGUGA